This is a messenger RNA of Protopolystoma xenopodis, 1146 nucleotides long. The record is from the annotation of a GenBank genome assembly. NCBI's taxonomy places the organism in Eukaryota, Metazoa, Platyhelminthes, Monogenea, Polystomatidea, Polystomatidae.
AUGGUAUACAUCACACAAUCCGCCGGCCGUCUUAUGCGGGCAAUUUUUGAGGUUGUGCUUCAUAAGGGCUGGGCUGAAUUGGCUGACAACGCUCUAACGCUAGCCAAGAUGAUUGAGCGGCGCAUGUGGGAAUCGAUGUGUCCCCUAAGACAGUUUAAGAAACUGCCUGACGAGGUGAUUCGUAAACUGGAAAAAAAGGCGAUCCCCUUCGAUCGCCUUUAUGAUAUGAACCACCACGAACUUGGGGAACUUGUUCGCAUGCCAAAGAUGGGAAAGCCGCUGCACAAAUACCUUCACCAAUUGCCUAGACUUGAAAUGAGUGUACACAUGCAACCGAUCACUCGCUCCACUCUCAGUGUCGAGCUGACAUUGACUCCUGAUUUCAUCUGGGACGAUAAAACUCACGGCACUGCACAGGCGUUUUGGAUUUUUAUAGAAGAUGUCAAUGGUGACAUUAUACUCCAUUAUGAAUUUUUCGUGCUGAAGCAACGAUAUGCUACUGAGGAACAUGUACUAAGAUUUAUUGUGCCGAUAUUUGACCCACUGCCACCACACUAUUAUAUUCGUGCUGUUUCUGACCGUUGGAUAGGCGGAGAAGUCACGCUACCUGUUUCAUUUCGUCACCUGCUUUUGCCGGAAAAGACAGCUCCUCCGACCGAACUUUUAGACCUCCAACCACUCCCAGUGACUGCAUUGAGGAAUAAAGAGUUCGAGGCCCUGUAUACAGAUAGGAUUAGAGUAUUUAACUCUCUAUACAAUUCGGACGAUAAUGUCUUCAUUGCUGCACCCACCGGCAGUGGGAAAACAGUGUGUGCGGAGCUUGCUAUUUUACGUUUGAUCACGGUUACUGCUUCUGCGGCAACGGCGUCCGCCACGGGUGAGACUGAGAGUGUAUCGGGCCUCGAAUCCACUUCAUUUGCAGAAGCAUUUCGAUGUGUUUAUGUUACUGCGAAAGAUGAACAGGCAGAAUUACGUUAUCUUGAUUGGAUGGGUCGGUUUGGCGAGCGAGGUCUGGGAAAGCGAGUUGUAAAGCUCACGGGUGAAACUGCAGUAGAUCUUAAACUACUCGCCAGAGGCCAGGUAAAAUUAUCGCUCACCUAUCAUGCUAGCAUUUUACAUGUUCAGGUUUUUCAUUACAACUAUUAA